GGCGGCCCCCGCGGUCCCUCAGAGCGCCGAGCGAGAUGAGCGCGGGCGCGGACGGCGGCGGCGUUGUGGCCGCCGCGAGGUCCCGACGGGACAGCCCCGUCGAGGGUGGCUUCGUCCCAUCGGCGCUGGGGACCCGGGAGCAUUGGGAUGCUGUCUAUGAGAAAGAACUUCAAAUGUUCCAAGAAUAUGGAGAUAGAGGAGAAAUCUGGUUUGGGGAAGAGAGUAUAAAUCGACUAAUAAGGUGGAUACAGAAGCACAAGAUCCCAUUGGAUGCUUCAGUACUUGAUAUCGGAACUGGAAAUGGUGUUUUCCUGGUUGAACUUGCAAAACUUGGUUUCUGUAAUAUUACUGGAAUUGAUUACUCUCCUUCUGCAAUUCAGCUUUCUAGAAGUAUUAUAGAGAAAGAAGGGUUACCUAACAUUAAAUUGAAGGUAGAAGACUUUUUGAAUCUUUCCACAAAACUAUCUGGAUUUCAUAUUUGUAUUGACAAAGGGACUUUUGAUGCCAUAAGCCUUAAUCCUGACAGUGCAGCUGAGAAGAGGAAGCAGUAUGUGAAAUCUCUCUCUGGGGUUUUGAAAGUAAAAGGCUUCUUUCUAAUAACCUCUUGUAAUUGGACCAAGGAAGAAUUGCUGGAUGAAUUCUGUGAAGGAUUUGAACUUUUUGAAGAGCUGCCAACACCCACUUUCAGCUUUGGAGGUAGAUCUGGAAACAGUGUAACAUCAUUAGUUUUACAAAAAACUUGAGACUUCCUUGGACAAAUUCAGAUAUCUUUUUAAAAGAAGCGACACAACAAAAUAUCCUGUCACAGAAAAUACAAGUUGAAAUAAAUGCUUAGUAAGUAUGCAGGAUAUACAUGUUGGAAUACCUAUAAUGGAAAAAGAAAUGACGUAAAAAAAAUCAUGAGCAUGUGAAUGACUGGCAUUUAAAGACUGACCAAGAUUAAUUAUGUAUAUUCUUUUGUAUUUGAGAUGCAGAUAUUUUUAUUUUUAGCUUAGUAUAAUGUCCUGUAAUUGCUGACCAGUUAAAAGCUUUAAAGUAGUAAACAAAUUUACAAAAAGCAUGUAUUCUUAAUUUUCGUGCCUUGAUUAAAAUUGAAUAGUA
Dipodomys spectabilis (banner-tailed kangaroo rat) is the source of this 1101-nucleotide messenger RNA. RefSeq names its product EEF1A lysine methyltransferase 2 (gene Eef1akmt2). Gene Ontology annotation, cellular component: cytoplasm. The transcript has 6 exons. Gene Ontology annotation, biological process: peptidyl-lysine monomethylation; peptidyl-lysine dimethylation. Gene Ontology annotation, molecular function: protein-lysine N-methyltransferase activity. The record is from RefSeq and is a predicted model, not a curated record. Lineage: Eukaryota; Metazoa; Chordata; Mammalia; Rodentia; Heteromyidae. Bases 36 to 743 code for a protein of 235 amino acids.